Messenger RNA from Cladophialophora bantiana CBS 173.52, 1065 nucleotides. RefSeq lists its product as uncharacterized. Gene Ontology annotation, biological process: fatty acid beta-oxidation. Gene Ontology annotation, cellular component: mitochondrion. NCBI's taxonomy places the organism in Eukaryota, Fungi, Ascomycota, Eurotiomycetes, Chaetothyriales, Herpotrichiellaceae. The transcript has 2 exons. The record is from RefSeq and is a predicted model, not a curated record. Gene Ontology annotation, molecular function: enoyl-CoA hydratase activity. Bases 1 to 1065 code for a protein of 354 amino acids.
AUGAAAUCCAAAUCCCACCAUAUUUUGACAUCUGCUCAAUGGCCUCGUCCGUGUCUCUCAGCUGUUCAGGCUCGCUCUGCCCUGGUGCCCAGAGCUUUUAGCAUCCGACGUCCCACGACGGGCCAGACACAGCCGCUUUCCCCUUGGUCUAAAGUCCCAUUGGCUGUCUCUCGUGGAUAUACAAGCACGAGACUCAACAGCGAGUUCUACGGGGGCGAGAAGGGUGGCCGCAUACGGUGCGACGAGGUGGCGGUGGGUGAGAGCGGCCACAGAAUCGCAAAAGUGUACAUUCAAAACAAGGAACGUGGCAAUUCCAUGAAUACGCAACUGCUUCCGGCUCUUACGACGGCGUUCCGCCAACUGGCUUCAAAGAAGGAUAUCAGGUGCAUUGUUCUCGGCAGCGACACUCAAUCUCACUCGUUCUGUACCGGUAUGGACAUCGCCGAAAUGGCCAAGCUGGAAACCCCUGAGCAAGCUGAGAGCCUCAUUACCAAGGUCUACGACGCGUGUCAAGCGAUCCGCGAGUCCGACGUCGUCACCAUCGCGCACAUAGAAGGCCCGGUAUUCGGUGCGGGUCUGGAGCUCGUUGCGUCGUGUGAUUUUCGACAUGCGACCGACACCGCUCGCUUCGCCAUGCCCGAGGUCGAAUUAGGGAUCCCGUCUGUGGUGCAGGCGAGACUGCUGGCGAACAUCAUCGGGUGGCAGAAGACCAAGUAUCUCGUCUACACCGGCGCCACCAUCGACGCGCAGACGGCGGCAGAUUGGGGACUCGUGGACGUUCUUUGCCCUUCGUCCGAGCUGGCUCUCGCGCAGACCAUGCGCGCGGCGUCGAAGAUUGCGGAAAACGGGCCCGAAGCCAUGAAGGCCCAGAAACGCCUGGUGCGGCUGUGGGAGGAGCAGGAUCUGGCCUCGGGCGUGACGGCGGGCAUCGAGUCCUUUUCCGGCAUGUUCAGGGACGGGGCGGUCGAGCCCAAGGAGUACAUGCGAAGCUUCUUCGAGAAACGGGCCGCGCUCAAAAGGCAAGCAGCUGCCGCCCGACCUCAAGUAGAGGGAAGUGAAGAUUGA